Messenger RNA from Saccharomyces mikatae IFO 1815, 2502 nucleotides. It is a transcript of the gene CWH41, whose product is annotated as mannosyl-oligosaccharide glucosidase. The coding region runs from base 1 to 2502 and encodes 833 amino acids. The transcript has a single exon. NCBI's taxonomy places the organism in Eukaryota, Fungi, Ascomycota, Saccharomycetes, Saccharomycetales, Saccharomycetaceae. Gene Ontology annotation, biological process: protein N-linked glycosylation; oligosaccharide metabolic process. The record is from RefSeq and is a predicted model, not a curated record. Gene Ontology annotation, cellular component: endoplasmic reticulum membrane. Gene Ontology annotation, molecular function: Glc3Man9GlcNAc2 oligosaccharide glucosidase activity.
AUGUUCAAUGCAAAAUAUAAGCUGCUCAAAGCAUUUUGGAUACUAGCCAACAUAGUUAUCUUGGCAUCCGCGACUCUGAGCAAUGGAAAACUAGGAGAAUUUGAAGAAUACCAAAAGUUCACGAACGAGUCGCUAUUGUGGGCACCAUAUAGGUCCAAUUGUUACUUUGGAAUGAGACCUAGGUAUGUUCGUGAUAGCCCGCUAGUGUUGGGUAUCAUGUGGUUCAACAGUUUGAGUCAGGAUGGUUUGCAUUCAUUAAGACAUUUUGCUACCCCUCAAGACAAAUUACAGAAGUAUGGCUGGGAAGUUUAUGACCCAAGAAUUGGUGGCAAAGAAGUCUUUAUUGAUGAAAAAAACAACCUGAAUUUGACGAUAUACUUUGUGAAGAGCAAAAAUGGGGAAAAUUGGUCAGUGAGAGUUCAAGGCCAGCCUUUGGACCCCAAGAAACCAUCUACGGCGUCUGUCGUGCUAUAUUUCAACCAAAAUGGUGGAGAAAUAGAUGGUAAAUCUUCUGUCGCAAUGAUAGACCGAGAGGGACCUAAUGAUCUGAGAUUUUUGGGGUAUUCUGAAGAAUUAGGCGAGUAUCAUCUUACGGUGAAAGACAACUAUGGUCACUAUUUCAACAAUCCAGCAUAUGAAACAAUGGAAGUGGCACCAGGAAGCGACUGUUCCAAAACAAGUCACUUGUCACUUCAAAUCCCAGAUAAUGAAGUUUGGAAAGCUCGCGAUGUUUUCCAAUCACUGGUGAGCGAUUCAAUACGUGAUAUACUUGAGAAGGAAAAGACAAAGCAGCGUCCGGCCGAUUUAAUACCAAGUGUCUUAACUAUUAGAAACUUGUACAAUUUUAAUCCUGGAAACUUCCAUUAUGUACAAAAGACAUUUGAUUUGAGUAGAAAGGAAGGUUUUGAAUUUGAUAUUACUUAUAAUAAACUUGAAACGACUCAAAGUAUCUCCACAAAAGAACAAAUUACAGAGUUGAUCACUUGGUCACUAAACGAAAUAAAUGCACGUUUUGACAAGCACUUUAGUUUUACAAAAGGACCAGAUUCGAUUGAAAACGUUGAAAUUAAAAGAAGGUUUGCUUUGGAGGCGCUAUCGAAUUUGUUAGGGGGGAUUGGUUAUUUCCAUGGGAAACAACUAGUUGAUCGUGAAACUGAAUUUGAUGAAAGCCAAUUUACUGAGAUCAAAUUAUUGAAUGCAAAAGAAGAGGGACCCUUUGAAUUAUUUACCAGUGUUCCAAGCCGUGGCUUCUUUCCACGUGGAUUUUAUUGGGAUGAAGGUUUCCAUCUUUUACAAAUCAUGGAGUAUGAUUUUGAUCUGGCUUUUGAAAUCUUGGCAAGUUGGUUUGAAAUGAUAGAGGAUGAUAGUGGCUGGAUUGCUCGGGAAAUUAUUUUGGGUGAUGAAGCAAGAAGUAAAGUCCCACAGGAAUUCCAAGUACAAAACCCUAAUAUUGCCAAUCCGCCAACUUUAUUGCUUGCAUUUAGUGAAAUGCUCUCCAGAGCUAUUGAACAAAUCGAUGAUUUCGGCAGUGGCAGUUACAAACAAGAAAUGUUUAACGGAAGAACAAGCAAGUUUAUGACAAACAACCUGGAGGAAAAUUCUGAUUUACUAGCCGAGUACGCCAAGAAAAUUUAUCCUAAACUACUAAAGCACUAUAGUUGGUUCAAAGAAUCCCAAGCAGGACUUAUUGACGAAUAUGCGGAAAUAUUGGAAGAUGAAGGAAUAUGGGACAAGAUCCAUAAGAAUGAAGUUUAUAAGUGGGUCGGGCGAACCUUCACUCAUUGUCUACCAAGUGGUAUGGAUGAUUAUCCUAGAGCACAACCACCUGAUAUAGCAGAAUUGAAUGUGGACGCCUUAGCAUGGGUGGGAGUCAUGACAAGAUCCAUGAAACAAAUCGCUCACGUCCUGAAAUUGACAGAAGAUGAGGAAAGAUAUGCACAAAUUGAACAAAAUGUGAUAGAAAACUUGGAUCGAUUGCAUUGGAGUGAAAAAGACAACUGCUAUUGUGAUAUCAGCAUCGAUCCCGAAGACGAUGAUGUUAGAGAAUUUGUGUGUCAUGAGGGUUACAUAUCCUUAUUGCCCUUUGCAUUGAAGCUUAUCCCCAAAGACUCACCCAAGCUAGAGAAAGUAGUUGCCUUGAUGAGUGAUCCGCGAAAAAUAUUCUCUGAGUAUGGGCUACUCUCUUUGUCAAGACAAGACGAGUAUUUCGGUAAAGAUGAAAAUUACUGGAGAGGCCCAAUAUGGAUGAACAUCAAUUACUUGUGCCUUGACGCAAUGAGAUACUACUACCCUGAUGUGAUUCUUGAAAUGGCUGGUGAUGAUGGUACUGCGAAGAAACUAUACCAAAGUUUAAAGACUAAUCUUAGUAACAACGUUUACAGAGUUUGGAAAGAACAAGGAUAUUGUUAUGAAAAUUACAGUCCUGUAGAUGGUCAUGGUACCGGUGCUGAGCAUUUUACAGGUUGGACAGCACUGAUCGUUAACAUCCUUGGGCGUUACUGA